Molecule: messenger RNA, 1342 nt
Organism: Colletotrichum scovillei
Lineage: Eukaryota; Fungi; Ascomycota; Sordariomycetes; Glomerellales; Glomerellaceae
Exons: 2
Coding region: 227-1342 (371 amino acids)
Source: RefSeq, a predicted model, not a curated record
CACCUGGAGACCUCUAUUUGCACAGACUGUUCCAUUCUUGAUUCGAAUUUGUCUCGAAAUUCAAGAGAAAAUGCACAAGUCAGACUGCAUUUUGGUACACCUACAGUGGAGUCGUCAGUUGACUUAAACAUCCCCCAAACGCUUCUUCAACCUUGAUCGUUGAAAGCCAUCCUCAGUCUACCAAGGUCGAAGAAAAGCUAGAGCUUAAGGUUUCUGAUCUAUUGCUAUGGAUAGGCAACAUAGGACUUCUCUACUGCACAAACUACCCGGAGAAAUCCGCAACAAGAUAUGGACGCUGCUCUGCACCACACCCGCAUGGCGACCAUACCGAGAGAGGUUCGGGCCGACGACAGGCAUCCUCAACUGCAACAAAUACCUAUCCCAAGAAUUCUCAUCAUUCCUCUUCCAUCAGAACCCAAGAGGCGAGAUCCCGAGUCUCACCAUCGUCAUUACGGCUACGUGCCGAAGAGAAGCCUGGCUAUCGUUGGCAAUCGAGCCCCAGUGCCCGAUGGCCAAUAGUUAUCACUUCAGCAAUCGUAUCGACAACGAAAGGUGCUUCGACGUUAACGACAUGGACAACCCGGUCUUUGACGUCCUCCGCGAAGCCAAACAGAUCAACGUAGUCAACAUUCGAUUCGAGGGCCCCUGGUUCGUCAACGACGCACCGCUGUAUUCGCUCCCCGAGAAGCAAAGAGCCCCGUUUGGAGAGGAUCCGAUUUACGAUGCAGAGGCCUUUUGGCGGCAGUGGGAUGUUCCGUUUCUUUGUCACUGGGCCAAGGCACAGGACGUUGCUCGGCUGCUCGGGUCGUUUCAGAGGAUCGGGCAGGUGGCGAUACACUUCAACGAUUGGGGUCGGGACAGUCGAAGAGACGGGGAAAAGUAUUGGCAUGCAAUACCGUUCUACACUUCCAUCAAGGACUCGGAACUGAGGAAUCCGGCUAAGGUAUGGAGGCUGCUGAUAGAAUGCUUCUCAUACGGGGACGCGGAUGGGAUGAAUUUGCUCAAUAUCGAUUCUUCCGAGUACAAGACCUUGUUCGGCAUCAUUACGUUUCCCACGAAAAAGAAUCCCGAAGGGGGACUGGCUCCCCGCUAUUACCAUGAAGAUGGGUUGGCUGAUCGACUCGAGGGGCUUGGGCCGAUCAAGAAACCACAAACUCUUGAAGAAGCCCCCAAGCACCAUGUAAACCGCCUCUUCGCCGCGUUUACAUCGCUUUUGGAACAACAGAGCGACGACAUUUACGACGUUUGGGCCCUUCGAGAGCACCGAGCGGCGACAUUGGAUUCAUCGCCCAGGAACUUUUUCCACCGACUGCAACGUCAAGGAAAGUAUCCGAUCAGCUAA